Apiotrichum porosum is the source of this 3462-nucleotide messenger RNA. RefSeq lists its product as uncharacterized. Bases 1 to 3462 code for a protein of 1153 amino acids. The transcript is spliced from 3 exons. Lineage: Eukaryota; Fungi; Basidiomycota; Tremellomycetes; Trichosporonales; Trichosporonaceae. Gene Ontology annotation, cellular component: mitochondrion. The record is from RefSeq and is a predicted model, not a curated record.
AUGGAUAGCAGCAAGGGCAAACCAUACCGGCCAGCAGCUCUCACGGGCGCGGCAAAGCUCCUCGCCGAGGCCGCAGAAGAAGAGGCUCGUUUGCCAUCCGAGGACCGGUCGAGAGACCACCUCGUCGCAUCCCAAGGCCCCGUCUGGUCCGGCGACGAGUCUCAACAUGAUGCGGUCUUGCGCAUGCUUGUCGAUGCACACAAGCCACAUCGUACCGGUGAAGGAAUCAAGUCCGAUUCGGCCGACAAACGUAUCUCGCAAUGGAUGGUCAACCUCGACAUGAGCCCGCGGGAGCCGGUUGUCAAACCUCGCUAUGAGGUUGAUGGGUCCGCUCCUAUUCCCCUCCGGUCGGACAGCCAAGGCAUCAACCCCCACCGUACCAACAUUCCACCGCACCUUCACCGACCAUGGCACGCGACUUAUACGGGCGACAACCAGGAGGUCGUCGAUGCGCCAAGAGUCAAGUGGGGCACGUUCGAGUCCACCCAGGAAGUCGAGAACCUGUUUAGCGACCUCGAGCUCCGCCUGUCGCCAAACGCGGAUGGCACUACACGCCAAAAGAAUCGCCAGGCGAGGCGAACUGCUCGCCUCCAAGGAAGGCUUGACGGCGCAAGAGAGGGCGCGCUUGACUACCACUUGGGAGUCAAGGACGGCGACCUCACAGACGGCGGCAAAGACGACGACGACGAUGUCGGAUCGACGUUCCGCGGCAACCGCCAGCUGAGGGGUUUGAGUGUUCUUGGCGCCCAAAGGGGCGGCGCGAGCGGGAUGCGUGCGUGGACUGGUCUCGUUGAGGACAGAAUCCAGCGUGCAAUGGAUAACGGACACUUCAAACAUGUCCAGGGGCGAGGGAAGCCUCUCGUCAACGACCCAGAGAUGAGGAACCCAACUCUUGAGCCUGCAGAGGUCUUCAUGAACCGCAUUAUCAAGCGCCAAGGGGCCCUUCCUCCGUGGAUCGAGAUGCAAAACCUCGUCGACACCAACCUGUCGUCGUUCCGCACCAUGCUCUUUGAUUCAUACACUCGCCACCUCGUCCGUUCGGUCCUCUCCGCCCACGGUCUGCACCCAUUACCACCCCGCCAUGCCAUUCCAGAUCGCGACGAGACAUGGGAGGCCCGGGAGGAAAAGUUCCACGACGCAAGUGUCAAGUCUAUCAAUGACUUGAUCUUCAAGAUGAAUGCCCAGGCCCCGGCUCCCGCCCGCCGUCCCAAGAUCACCCGCGAAGUUGAGCUGAACCGUAUCCGCGGCGACCCUCUGCGCCAAGCGGUGUGGGCUGGAAUUGAGCAGCGGGCACAGGACAUCAAGGACCUCGAGGCGCGUGGACCACCCCAGCGUCACAGUUUUUUGACAUCGGGUCAGAACGUCACCUCGCGGUUUGGAGACCACGUAUCCAAGUCUCUUGGCUCGUUUGGUGCAAGCCAAGGCGACGGCCGCGGUCACUCUGGCGGCGACAAUGUAUCUGGCGGAUCCAUGUCCCAUGACUCCCACCACGCUGGUGGCGGCGGCAAGGGCCUGCUCAUCUUUGCUUGCGUGGGUCUGGGCACUAUCGUCUAUUUCCGCCGCCAUGAGCUCCGCACCGAGUCCCUCGACCCCGAUCUUAUCCCCUUAAUCCCCCUUCACGAUGACGAGGAGGAGCCACCAUCUGACGAGCCUUUUCUGGUUUCAUCGCCCAAGGAGCCCCACUAUUCCGUCCUCCAAGUCUUGAACGCCUACAUCCUCGAGCCCUUCCUCACUCUCGUGCGCUUCCUUCAUCUUGCGAUCCUCUUCGGCCCCGUCAUCAUUACGGCCCCGAUGCUGUUCGUGGGCUCUACACCCAGGCGCCGCCCUGGCAAACCGGUGGCAGAGCAAGAAGAAGGUUGGGGCGCUGUGUGGUGGUAUGGCUUCCUCGUUGCCCAGAUGGAACACGCUGGCCCGUCAUUCAUCAAGCUCGCUCAAUGGGCGGCAUCACGUACCGAUCUGUUCCCGGCUCCGCUUUGUCAGAAAAUGUCCAAGCUCCACUCGAACAACGACCCGCACCCGUUCAAGUACACCAAGAAGGUUAUCGAAAAGUCGUUUGGCGUGUCCUUUGACGACAUUUUCGAAGAGUUUGACGAGACACCCAUUGGUUGUGGUGCCAUUGCUCAGGUGUACCGUGCCAAACUCCGUCCCUCUGUCUGGGCGCACAGUGACGCCGAGGCCCAGACUCUUGCUCUCGAGAUUGCCGAAAAGACAAAUGGUGACCAGCGCCUCGUGACCACUGUGGCUGUAAAAGUUCUCCACCCGCGUGUCGAAAAGCUCGUCAGCCGUGACAUUGCCAUCAUGUCCAUCUUCGCCAACAUUGUCAACGCCUUCCCCGGUAUGGAGUGGAUCUCUCUGCCCGAGGAGGUGCUCGUGUUUGGCGAAAUGAUGAACCAGCAACUCGACCUGCGCGUCGAGGCCGCCAACUUGUAUCGCUUCGAACGCAACUUUUCCCACCGCGGCAAGAUUGUCACCUUCCCCCGCCCCAUCAAGGUUGGCGACGACAGCCAGACGUUUGCCAGCCGCGAAGUCCUCAUCGAAGAAUUUGAGGAUGCUCUCCCGCUCAAGUACUUUUUGCGCAACGGCGGCGGACCGUACGACGAAAAGAUUGCCAACUAUGGUCUGGAUGCCUUUCUUGAAAUGCUGCUGCUGGACAACUGGACCCACGGCGAUCUCCACCCUGGAAACAUCAUGGUCCGCUUCAUCAAGCCCGGUACCACCCACAUUAUCCGCCCGCUCCUGAACCGCCUGCAUCGAAACUUGCCCCCGCAGGAAUCGCCCAUCCCCAUGGAAUCGAUUUCGGCCGUCGAGCUGGUCCACGAGCUCAAGGACAUUGCGCACGACAAGGACAAGUGGCUUGAACGCCUCGACGAGCUCAGCGAUGAAGGGUACGCGCCGCAGCUGGUGUUCAUUGACGCUGGCCUCGUCACCUCGCUCAAUGAGAAGAACCGUCGCGACUUUUUGGACCUGUUCCAGGCCGUCGCCGAGUUUGACGGCUACCGCGCCGGAAAGCUCAUGGUGGAACGCUGCCGUCGUCCCGACCUGGCCAUUGACGAGGAGACGUUUGCGCUCAAGAUCCAACAUUUAGUCUUGAGCGUGAAGUCGAAAACCUUUUCGCUUGCCAAAAUCAAAAUCUCGGAUAUCCUGACCGACGUCCUAGUCGCUGUCCGUCAGCACCACGUCAAGCUCGAGGGCGAUUUUGUCAACACUGUACUCUCCAUUUUGCUUUUGGAAGGAAUUGGACGUCAGCUUGACCCGGACAUGGACCUGUUCAAGUCUGCUCUCCCCAUCCUGCGCCAACUGGGUAGGCAGAUGGGUCCGCGUGAAGCCAUGGCCGGUGUGCAGACCGGUAGUAUCUGGGCUAUGGCCAAGCUGUGGGUCUGGGCCGAGGCGCGCGGUGUCAUGGGUGAGGCAAGUGCGAUUGAUAAAUGGGUCAAGUAUGACUGGCUGUCGCCGAAUAUUUGA